CUCAAUCUCUGGCUGGCUUGAAGUCUACCUCUGGGAACUCCCACUUUUCUGUCCCGUCUUCUCUCCAUGUUCUGCUCUACUUUCUUACUCUACAACUGUUAUCUUCUCUCCACUUCCCUACCACUUGGAGCAUCAUUGUCCUCGCCAUCUUUCUUCCGCCAAGUACGUGACAAUGCCCUAUCAAUGGAACGCAGAACGUGAGCGUCAGAUGCUGUUGCUUGCCAUCUCACGGGCAAACCUCAGGCCUUCAGCAGACACAUGGACUGUCGUGGCUGCUUUGCUCGGUGGUGGGCUGAGCGCAUCCGCCGUCAGCCAAAAGUAUUACAAGCUCCGAAAUGAUGCGGAAAAGAAACUCCUGAGUGGACAGAUCUUCACAACACCAAAAGGAACACCCACCAAGCGCAAAAGAGAAGAUGAUGAUGUGAAGCCGUCGGUAAGGCGAGUCAAGAAGUCGGCUGAUCAUCCAGUCAAUCAUGAGUAUGAUGGCCAACGCUUUUCUGAUGACGGCAACUCGGUCUCCAACAUCAAGACUGAGGAGACAUCCUUCAACUCCCAGUUGGAACAACAACUGCCAGUCUUCUAUGGUAUCAAGUCUGAGGUGAUGCCUCUCGACUUUGAGCUGAAGUGCCUGGCCGUCAAAGAAACCAUGGAAGCUGGCUCCCACCACUUCAACGGCGGAUAUCAGGGCCUCAUCUCUGAUGGCCAGUGAGUGAUUGAGCUAUGGCAUCGUGGACUACGAACAAAGACGAGGCACUCCUUGGGAUCGUUGGAAUCGAGAAUGGAAUCGUAUCAAUGCAAGACAUAGAUUGUACAAUUUUGUGGAAAGUCGAGCAAACCGAGACUUGGAGCUGUUGUGGCGAGUCGAAAGGCAGAGAAAGUAGGUAGAAAGCUGGGAGGGGGGCGGUGGUGUGGGCACUCCAAUCCUUCCAGCUCGACUCUUGUAACUCAUUGGAUGCUCAAAUUUCCCCUUUCGGCUUGCCCCUCUUGAUGACGAGGAC
Exophiala mesophila is the source of this 998-nucleotide messenger RNA. RefSeq lists its product as uncharacterized. Bases 173 to 709 code for a protein of 178 amino acids. Lineage: Eukaryota; Fungi; Ascomycota; Eurotiomycetes; Chaetothyriales; Herpotrichiellaceae. The transcript has 2 exons. The record is from RefSeq and is a predicted model, not a curated record.